Molecule: messenger RNA, 1869 nt
Organism: Calliphora vicina (urban bluebottle blowfly)
Lineage: Eukaryota; Metazoa; Arthropoda; Insecta; Diptera; Calliphoridae
Product: scavenger receptor class B member 1
Exons: 7
Coding region: 1-1869 (622 amino acids)
Cellular component (GO): cytoplasm; membrane
Molecular function (GO): scavenger receptor activity
Source: RefSeq, a predicted model, not a curated record
AUGCGAAAUACCACAAGAUACACAUACAUAAACUGUACCAAUUUGUCGAAACGUAUCAUUUAUAUUAAUGAUUUUAUUAAUUCUUCCCCCUUCUUUUCAGAUGUUCUAAAAUUGGCCUCCUUGGGCAUGACUUUAACCAUCUUGGCGGCUGUAAUUUUGGUCAGUGAUCCUGUAGCAAAGAUUGUUGAUUCUCAAUUGGCUUUAAAAACUGGUUCCUUGUUAUAUAAUUUAUGGCUGAAACCACCUUUAAGUGUCUACAUCACUGUGUAUAUGUUUAAUGUUACAAAUUUAGACGCAUUUACACGCGGCCUUGAUGCCAAAUUGAAAAUCACCGAAGUGGGUCCUUAUGUGUAUCAGGAAAUACUAGAGAAUCAUAAUGUGACCUUCAAUGCAAAUAACACAGUAACCUACACACCCAGACGUAUUGUAAAGUUUAUACGUGAAAAAUCAGUGGGAGAUCCCAAGGUGGAUAAGAUUAUUGCCCCAAAUAUACCAUACAUGGGUGUUACGUCAGCUGCUUCUGGUUUUUCUACAUUUGCUGCAUUGGCCAUAAGUGCAUUGACACGCAAACUCAAUUCGAAGCCCAUGCUGGAAAUGUCUGUGCACGAAUAUUUGUGGGGCUAUGAAGAUAAUCUGGUGUAUUUGGCUUCUAAGAUUAUACCCAAUGUAAUAAAUUUCCAAAGAUUUGGUUUAAUGGAGCGUAUGUUUGAUGAGGGUGAGAAUAUAGUGACCAUGCAGUUGCCCUCUAAGGAGGCAAAAAAGUCCUCGGAAAAGUCUAGAGAUUAUGCCAUAGAUACUUGGAAUGGCCGUAAAAGUAUCAAGUAUUGGAGUGGUACUGCUAACAGCAAUAUUACCAAUUGCAACAGCAUUAAAGGCACCUAUGAUGCUACAUUGUUUCCUCGCAACAUUACCAAGGGUGAAACUUUUCGGAUUUAUCGCAAGGCCUUUUGUCGCACUUUACCUAUAGUGUAUUCCCAUCCGGGCGAGAUUGAUGGCAUUGAGGCUUAUCAUUUUAAAUUGCAUGAAAAAGCUUUCGAUAGCGAUAGCGAAGAUCCAGAUUCCUCUUGUUUUUGCGCCAAUAAAAAGUGCUUGAAAAAGGGUUUGGGCAAUAUUACCCCCUGUUAUUACAAUAUACCUUUGGCUAUAUCCUUUCCUCAUUUCUUUAAUGCUGAUCCCUCUUUAUUGGAUGCCAUAGAAGGUUUGAAUCCCGAUGAAGCAAAACAUGGCUCGGAAAUUGUUAUACAACCACAAUUAGGCAUUCCUAUGAAAGUGCGUUCUCGUUUUCAAAUAAACUUGCUAAUGGAUGAGGUCAAAUAUAAUCGGGAAAUGACCAGAUUUCGUAAUAAAGUUUUGCCCAUAUUUUGGCUGGAAAUUGGUGUCGAAGAGCUUACGCCAGGCAUAAAAAUGCUUUUGAAACUGCUCUUCAAAAUUUGUCCUUAUGUACAAUGUGGCCUAAUUAUUGCCUUAAUUGUGGCCGGUCUGUCACUUGUUGGUAGCGCCCUGCUCUCAUGCUUCUGGUUGUCAACCUCAACCUCAUGCUCUUCAUCCGCGUUGCAAAAGCAAAGGCAGACACAAAAAUGCAAUGUUCUAUUAACGGAGUCGUCCAAGAACUCAAAUAAAAUGAAUAAGAUAAAUGUUUGCAUAGUACCAUUACUGCCACCAACUUCACCAAAGCCAGCCACUGCAGUGCCACUGGAACAACUGGCAGCAAAGGGCAAGGGUGAGAAGAUGGCUACGAUGAUGAUGUUGAUGCCACCACAAGUGGACCAGCAGAAGAGCAAGUCGAAGCUGCAGCAGUUAAAGAAUAAAUUUAGCAAAAAGGACAACACAUUGCUGCCUUUCCUACAAAAUGAGUUUAUGACAACAUAA